This is a messenger RNA of Callorhinchus milii (elephant shark), 2789 nucleotides long. RefSeq names its product spleen tyrosine kinase (gene syk). The coding region runs from base 314 to 2209 and encodes 631 amino acids. Gene Ontology annotation, molecular function: non-membrane spanning protein tyrosine kinase activity; ATP binding; signaling receptor binding. The record is from RefSeq and is a predicted model, not a curated record. Gene Ontology annotation, cellular component: extrinsic component of cytoplasmic side of plasma membrane; cytoplasm. NCBI's taxonomy places the organism in Eukaryota, Metazoa, Chordata, Chondrichthyes, Chimaeriformes, Callorhinchidae. The transcript is spliced from 14 exons. Gene Ontology annotation, biological process: B cell receptor signaling pathway; regulation of platelet aggregation; cell surface receptor protein tyrosine kinase signaling pathway.
AUCUGCCUUUGAACAAGGAUCAGAUAACAAUUCGAAACUUUUUUCCCUUGGUGGGGGUGAAGUGUUUUUUUUAAAAAAAACCUAAACACCUUUUUUCCUGGUGAAGAAGUGUGUAGGACAUCUGUCUACAUGGUCAUUCUGUAAAUUGCAACAAUACUGUACCAAAGGAUUUUUUUUUAUUCGUUCAAACUUCUAGUAUGAGCUGAAUUGGCUGUGAGAGCUAUUAGACUGUUACAGAAGAAGUCGCUAAGGAAAAAGAAUCAAACGUUAAGACAACCAAAGUGUAUUUGCACCAGAAAUUUCAGCAAGCAAAAUGUCAGAUAGGGUAAACUACUUGUCCUAUUUCUACGGUAGCAUCACGCGGGAGGAGGCUGAAGAUUUCCUCAAGCAGGCUGGAAUGGCUGAUGGCCUCUAUCUUUUACGUCAGAGUCGUAACUUCCUUGGAGGUUAUGCUUUGUCCCUGUCCAACGAUAAAACGUGCUACCACUAUACAAUCGAGAAACAGAUGAGUGGCCACUAUGCCAUAGCUGGAGGGAAGAAUCACAAUAGCCCAGUUGAUGUUUGUGAAUAUCAUGCCGAAAAUUCUGAUGGUCUCGUCUGUCUUCUGAAGAAACCGUGCAAUCGACCACAUGGAAUUCAACCAAAAGUUGGACCAUUUGAAGAUCUGAAGGAUCAGCUGAUCAGAGAAUAUGUUCAAAUGACAUGGAACUUGGAGGGGCAAGCUCUCGAACAGGCUAUCAUAAGCCAGAAGCCACAGCUGGAGAAAUUGAUUGCAACAACAGCCCACGAGCGAAUGCCCUGGUUCCACGGGAAGAAAUCUCGUGAAGAUAGUGAAGCCUGCAUGCUCAGAGGCCCCAGGACUAAUGGAAAAUUUCUAAUAAGAGAUCGUGAUAGCAAUGGUUCGUACGCCCUUUGCUUGCUCCAUGAGGGUAAACCAUACCAUUACCGGAUUGACAGGGACAAAACAGGCAAGCUUUCCAUUCAGGAUGGGAAAAAGUUUGACACCCUUUGGCAGAUGGUUGAUCAUUACUGUCACAAGUCAGACGGGCUGCUUCGAGUUCUCACUGAGCCCUGUUCCAAUCCUGAUCAUCCAGUUGAUACAUUUGGAUUGAUGCCAGCUCCCCCAGUUCCAAGUAACCAUCCUCGGCUUGAGGCAGUUGGUGGAAUAUUCUCAAGGAUCAAAUCCUCAUCCUUUCCAAAGCCUGGCUUCAAGAAGAAGCCCUCUUCAGUUGAUCGCUCUAAUAGUGCAAAAAACGUUAAUCCAUAUGUAUCCAGGCCCCAGAGAAUGCCCGGUGAGGCAGGUGAAGGUGCUCGGAGGGAUAUGCCUAUGGAUUCAAAUGUCUAUGAAAGUCCGUAUGCUGACCCUGAGGAACUGAAAGAAAAGACCCUGUAUUUGAAACAGGAUUCUCUUAUUUUGGAAGAAAAGGAACUGGGAUCUGGGAACUUUGGCACUGUAAAGAAAGGCAUCUAUAAAAUGAGAAAGAAAGACAUUAGUGUUGCAGUGAAGGUGCUGAAAAGCAAUGACCCUGCAGUAAAAGAUGAGCUAAUGAAGGAGGCGCACUUCAUGCAUCAGCUUGAUAAUCCUUACAUUGUCCGUAUGAUUGGCAUUUGUGAACGGGAAUGCUUGAUGCUGGUCAUGGAACUUGCAGAACAAGGUCAACUCAACAAAUUUCUACAAGCUCACAAGGAUGUUAUUACCAUCACCAAUGUAGUGGAAUUGGUCCAUCAGGUCUCCAUGGGUAUGAGGUAUCUUGAAGAGAAGAAUUAUGUUCACAGAGAUUUGGCUGCACGAAAUGUGCUCCUGGUAACUCAGCAUUAUGCCAAAAUCAGUGACUUUGGUCUAUCAAAGGCUAUAAACGCAGAAGAGAAUUACUACAAAGCUAAAACUACAGGUAAAUGGCCGCUCAAGUGGUACGCACCCGAAUCUAUCAAUUUCAGCAAGUUUUCCAGUAAGAGCGAUGUCUGGAGCUUCGGGGUCAUGAUGUGGGAGGCAUUUACCUUUGGUCAAAAGCCAUACAAAGGAAAGAAAAUCCAAGAAGUUUUACCAAUGCUUGAAAACAAUGAGAGACUGGAAUCUCCAGCCAGAUGUCCACCAGAAAUGUAUGAGCUGAUGAAAGACUGUUGGACAUUAAACGCUGCUGACCGCCCAGGAUUUGUUACAGUGGAGCACAGGUUGCGUGACUUCCACUACACCAUUUCGAAGGAGUAGAGUGCCCAACAGUAAUCUCAUGGAUACUCACCCCAAUUUGAAUUCUUUUUUCUCAUUCCCAUUUUAUAAUUUUUGCAGCUUUAUCUAUCAGAAUACUACCUUCUGCUGACUGUGAUCAGCCUCAUUAUACUUUCUGAAUAACUGGACAUGAAAUUGUAUUUAACAAAGACAUUAUCGCCAUGUCUGAAUGCAUAUAUAUUAGGCAUUCAUUGCACACACGCACGCAUACACUUAUUACCCUAUAGACUUCAGAUUUUAACUUGUCAUGGUCCAAAGCGUUCAUAUUCAAAGUAGAUUACUACAGUGAAAUGCUAUUUAUUAUUUUUCCUUGCUUAAACAAAGAAAUUCCAAAUUUAUCAAAUAACCAUUUUGUUGGGGGAUGAACCAUUCAAAAAUAAUUGCUGUUCAACUCUUGGCUGGUUAGGCUUAAUAAAGCGAGAAGACAAGACCUACGGACAGUGUGGUCUGGCAUUCCACAGUGAGAUGUGACCCAAUUAGUCCUCCUGCAGUAAAAAUAAAGCAGGGCUCAAAUUGCCUUUUUUUGGUCAGCUGGGUGUCAGACACAUGCGGAAACCCAUCC